AUGGCUGAAAAGGAACAUGCUCAAAUUACUCCAAGUGGGAGUUCUAAAAGUCGAGCAAAAGGACGAGGUCAAAGAGCAACCCGCCGUAAGACAUAUUUCCAAGGGCGAGAAGUCGUACAGAUUGGUGUCCCAAAACAGACGCAAACAUUAAGAAAUCUGAGCACGAUGGAGCACCUAUACAUGGAGGGAUCUUCUGUAAAUUACAACUUUCUCCCAAAUAUUGGACAAAUGACUUCUCUCUUGGUGUUCAGUAUAGCUUUUGGUGACAAUCAUGGCACCCUCCCUAAUCAAGGCUGGUGUGAUCUCAAACACAUUCAAGAGCUGGAUUUUUCAGACAAUGAUUUUUGGGGAACAUUGCCUUCAUGUUUUAGAAACUUGACAUCACUUUGACGAUUGAGUUUUUCUGAUAGUUAAUUCAUGGGAAAUAUAGGGUCACAUUCUAAUUGGAGGAGACUCACAUCACUUGAGUACCACGAUAUUGCGGAUAACCAAUUUGAUGUUCCUCUGUCAUUCAGCCAAUUUUACAACCAUACGAAAUUGAUCUACUUGGGUGUUGGUUAUAAUACAAUAAUUACAGACACUGAAUUCCAAAAUUGGAUCCCAAAUUUCCAGUUGGAGUUUUUUAGUAUCAGGAAAUGUAAAAACCUUCAAAAAUUGCCUUGUUUCCUUCACUACCAAUAUGACUUGAGGAUUUUUGUUAUAGAUGGAAAUCAAUUGGCAGGAAACUUUCCAACACGGUUGUUAGAAAAUAACACCAGACUUACAGGGAUUUAUAGUAGAGAUAAUGAUUUCAACGGACCAUUCAAGUUGCGAUCGAGUCAUCACCUCCAUCUUCAGACGAUUGAUGUUUCUAAUAACAAAAUAAAUGGGCAUAUUCCAGAAAAUAUGAAUUCAGCAUUCCCAAAGCUUACCAGUUUGAACAUGUCACAAGAUGAAGCUCCUCUACCUUCCAAGAUAAGUGGCAUUCAUUUAAAAUUUCUAGACCUAUCUCACAAUUUCUUAUGUGGAGGAGUUCCUAGUGAUCUGGCAAUUGGUUCUCCAGUAUUGGUUUACCUUCGACUGUCACACAACAAGUUAAAAGGUCAAAUUUUUCUGAAGGAUGUCAAACCAAAGAUGUUAUAUUUUUUGUUCUUGAAUGGAAACAACUUUGAGGGACCACUACCUUGUAACAUGUUUAUCACAUCCCUUAUUGUAUUGGACGCUAGCAACAAUAAUUUCUCUGGAGAGAUUCCGAGAUGCAUUAGGGAUAAUACAAGAUUGUUACAACUUGAUUUGUCCAAGAAUCAUCUCGAUGGUUCCAUUCCAGUUGAGAUUUGCAUUGAAUCUAUCGCACAACCUUUUCAUCUUACCUUCUCCAAUCUACAGAAAAUCGAGAGUUUAGACCUUUCCUUCAACAACUUGAAUGGGAGAAUUCCUGUUGGUCUGAUUGAGCUCAAUUAUUUGGAAGUAUUCAAUGUUUCAUUCAAUAACUUAUCCGGUGCAGUGCCUGAUUUAAAAGCUCAAUUUGCAACUUUUGACAAAAGCAGCUACAAGGGAAAUCCUUUUCUUUGCGGUAAACCAUUAGACAACAAGUAUGAGAUGAGUCCUAAAUUAUCAAAUACCUCAAAGAUGAAUGGAGAUGAGGAAUCAUCAAAAUUGGAAGACAUCCAGUGUUUUUACAUUGGGUUAGUUGUGUCGUAUGGAGCGAUCUUGUUGGGAUUAGCUGCAGCCCUCUGCUUCAAUCGGCAUUGGAGAAGAGCAUGGUUCAGGAUGAUAGAGGCAUUGAUGUUUUAUUGUUACUAUUUUGUGUUGGACAACAUUGUUACACCCAUCAAGAGUAGAAUGUUGGUUAGUUAG
Messenger RNA from Solanum pennellii, 1836 nucleotides. RefSeq names its product receptor-like protein 56. Gene Ontology annotation, molecular function: protein binding. Lineage: Eukaryota; Viridiplantae; Streptophyta; Magnoliopsida; Solanales; Solanaceae. The record is from RefSeq and is a predicted model, not a curated record.